AGGAAGUACGUCAGAAUUUCCCGGGAUAAUUUUUGACAUCUUUUUGGCGCGGUUUGUGUUUGUGAGUCGCAGUGUUUUUUUUCAGGCAGUAGUUUAAGUUUAUUUAGUUUGAAAUACGGAUUUAGACCCUCUUUAAGCCGCUGAAAAUGACGGGCGUGUUCGAGUCUCCCAAGAGCAGGAUAAACGCGGCGAUGAUUUCUCAGCACGUCAACAGACCGGUGUGCUUCGUAGGACGAGUGGAGAAGGUCCAUCCUACUGGAAAGUCGUUCACAAUGACCGACGGAGAGGGAAAGACGGCAUCAGUGGAACUCAACGAACCACUGGAUGAAGAGCUGAGCGGAAUUGUGGAAGUUAUUGGCAUGGUGUCAAACAAAGGAACAAUCAUGGCUGCAGCAUACACCAUGUUCAGAGAGGAAAAGGGGAUUAGUUUUGAUUUGGAGCUGUACAACGAGGCCCUCAAAGUCAUUCAAGAUUUUUCUCAGUAUUACCCAUUUGGAGCAACUAGUGGAUAAAAAGUGAUUUAACUCUUCUUUUAUUGUUGUUUUUGUUCUACCUGUGUUUAGCUUAUUUGUGUUCUUCAUUUUUCUCUAUGGAAAUAAGUUGAAACUGUUAAUUUUUUAACAGUUGAAUGUUUUGUUACAUAAAUAAAUAAAAAUGCUGUCUGCUCAAAGCUA
Astyanax mexicanus (Mexican tetra) is the source of this 674-nucleotide messenger RNA. RefSeq names its product replication protein A3 (gene rpa3). Gene Ontology annotation, biological process: base-excision repair; nucleotide-excision repair; double-strand break repair via homologous recombination. Lineage: Eukaryota; Metazoa; Chordata; Actinopteri; Characiformes; Acestrorhamphidae. Gene Ontology annotation, molecular function: single-stranded DNA binding; damaged DNA binding. The transcript is spliced from 4 exons. Gene Ontology annotation, cellular component: site of double-strand break; nucleus; DNA replication factor A complex. The record is from RefSeq and is a predicted model, not a curated record. Bases 147 to 512 code for a protein of 121 amino acids.